Molecule: messenger RNA, 698 nt
Organism: Hyposmocoma kahamanoa
Lineage: Eukaryota; Metazoa; Arthropoda; Insecta; Lepidoptera; Cosmopterigidae
Gene: Tim10
Product: mitochondrial import inner membrane translocase subunit Tim10
Exons: 2
Coding region: 32-316 (94 amino acids)
Biological process (GO): protein insertion into mitochondrial inner membrane
Cellular component (GO): mitochondrial inner membrane
Source: RefSeq, a predicted model, not a curated record
UUUGUAUAAACUUUUAAAGAACAAAUAAACAAUGGCGGUCCCUCAACUGGAUCCCGCGAAGCUGCAGCUCGUUCAAGAAUUGGAAAUUGAGAUGAUGUCAGACAUGUACAACCGGCUUGUCACUGCAUGCCAUCGCAAGUGCAUUCCAAUCAAGUACCAUGAACCUGAGCUUGGCAAAGGCGAGUCAGUGUGUGUAGACCGCUGCGUAGCAAAAUAUCUCGACGUGCACGAGCGCAUCGGCAAGAAGCUGUCAAGCAUGUCUCAAGGAGAGGCCGAGGCCGAUCUGACAAAGAUUAAUCUGCCUGAGAAGAAGUAGGGGUAGGGUUGCUGUGAGUCUUUGCAAUUAUAUUAAAACCUUGAGCUCAAUUUAUAAUGCCGCGGAACAGAUGAAAACGAAUUUUUGUAAUGAAAUUGUUUGACAUAAUUUUUGUUUCACAAUGCGGUCAUAAAGUUCAUUACGCUGUAGUUACAAAAAUUGUUUUUCAUUUCAUUUCGCGGCAAUGUAAAUUGAGUCUUUAAGUUCCAGUGAGAAUGAUAUGAAGUGGAUUAUUACACCAGAGUUUGCUCUAUUUCAUUAAAUUCAAAACUCUUUAGAUCAUACACAUCAAACUACAGCUCUAUGGUGAUAAGCCUCUAAGGGUAAUUUUCAAAUUAGUUUUCUUUACCUAAUUUCGCUGGCAAUUUUUAUUAAAUAUUCG